AUGGCGCCGACCUCAGUAACGGCGACUGCUCAGUCGCAAACCUCUAAAUUCAAGCGCCCAGUGCCCCCAGGCAUCCAGACCAAUGGCAUCCACUCCUCGACCUCCUCCCCCUCCCCCUCGAUGGCCGCCAGCCGACUUCCCUCUGCCGCCAAAUACCCGCCAAACUCUGCGACAAGCAACGGAACAGGAAGUAGUUCAGGGCCGAAGUCUGCCAACCGGAAUAAACGUGAUGCGCCCUCCCAGGUCCCCGGCAGAGGACAAAGGAAUAGCAGCGUCGGCUUGCGAUCUGGCGGUAUAAUGGAUUUCACCAUCGGCCAGAAUGCCGAGCCGCAACCAUUUUUCAAAUCGGACGAGUAUAUUCUGAGGAGGUAUCGAGGCAAACCACCAUCUCUGAUCAUCCAUCUAUAUCCAAACCAUUUUCGAUUCGACCAACAGGAGGGUAGCUUCACGUACAAGUCGCCCAUGAGAAUUGUCAUUGAGCAUUUACGUUCCCGAACAAUCCCUCAUGACCUGCUCGAGUUCAUGCCGAAUAUAGAGUACUAUGAAGACUGCAUGAUUGUACAAAUACACGACCACAAGUCCAUUGCCCCCUCACAGAAUUCGGAUCGACCAAAAUCCGAACUUAGAAAAAGCGUCCCAUUUUCUAUACACAACUAUAAUGCCUACCUCACCCCAUCCUCCUACGUAUCGUUUCCGAUGGAGACUGCGGCGCCAGCCAAGGCCAGGGCUGAUGCCGAUACAAAGAGUCCCUCUACACAAAAGGAUAAGGAGAACAUGCCAGCUCCCGCUCUACCCAAUGGAGCUCACACUGCGUCGCUUCCCACGAAGCCCAAGAUAAGUACAAUUGUCCUUCGACCAACGCCCCUGAGCAGACAUACCGAACUUGCCCUUCGAGCCGCUGAGGCCCUCUCAAGUAGCGAUGGCCGGAAGGAAUCUCGUCAGGAGAUUAAUGGCUCACUGUCUGUAACUGUUCCACCAACUCCCACGACAGCCAUUUCUUCAAACCUACAGACUAGCAGUAUGGCUCAUCCUGCGAAACGCUUGAAGAAAUCACAUGCGGGUCUCACCACGAGCAAUCUCUACUCGUUAGAGGCGCAAAUCACCCUUGCCACUACUGCGCCGCUCAUGCUGGAACCGAUACAUAGUGUAAGAGAGGCUGCCGCUCUGCUAGAAGCAAUGUCCCACCCAAUGCACUCAGAAGCGCCUCCUGCACCAAAGACUCGAAAGAGGACUGUUGCAGAAAUGGCCGCAGAUGAGGCGCAAGCAGCAGACCAAGAACGACAUAUGCUCAGUUUCGACGAAAGAGUCAUUCCGAGUACUCCUGGGGCACAGGGUGGCUCGAACCCGGCAAAUGGUGACGGUCAAGUAGGUGGUGCUUCCUUUGAGCCGCGAUUCGAAAGAUUCAAGACUUUGGAGAAUAUCCGAACUCAGCAUGAGGAAACCAAGAGAGCAGACAAGCAGCGACGAGAAGAAGCAGAAAGGAAGAGCAAGCAAGAUCAAGAGCGCAACAAGCUCCGAGAUGACGCUGAGAAACGGGAGCAAGAGAAACAACGGACGGCUUCAUUGCACCAACAGCACAUGGCUCACCAACUCGGCCAAGAGGCAGCCAGACGACGCCAGGCGGCACAGCAAACGGUGCAGGCCCAGCAGGCCCAGCAGGCUCAGCAGGCUCAGCAGGCUCAGCAGGCCCAGCAGGCUCAGCAGGCCCAGCAGGCUCAGCAGGCCCAGCAGGCCCAGCAGGCCCAGCAGGCUCAGCAGGCUCAGCAGGCUCAGCAGGCUCAGCAGGGUGGGCAAGGCACCCCCCAUCUUCAACAAAGUGGACAGGUGCAGAAUCCUCACGGCCACCCCCAGGCGAAUGGCAUCGCAGCUCAGCCGCAACGAUUCCAUCAACAACAGGUAUCUCAGACUCAAGCCUCGUCUCCGAUUGUCCGCAAUGGUACACCUCAAAACCAUUCGUCACCGGUGGUAAACAAUAUGGGGAAUGUUCCCAUGCAGCACUCCACCUCAAGCAUGGGUGGCAGCCCUGCUCGACCGGGAUCCGUCGUCCAUCAAAAUCAUCCUCAGAUGGGUCCGGGAGCUCACGGCAUGGUUGCGCAACGAAGUCAGCAGAGUCAUGCUGGGACACCUCGCAUGCCGGUAGCUACUCCCAAUAUCCAGUCUACGCCUCUUAAUCGCCCAAUGAGCCAGACGCCUCGGAUGAGCCAAGGUAGCCCGAUGCAAGGAUCGAUGGCAACAAUGCAGGUUCCAAUGAUGAAUGGUCAGCAAAUGCAAGUGAACUCCCAGCAGGCGCAAGUUAUGCAACAGCAACAAAGAAUAGCUGUGAUGAUGCGAAAUCAGCAGCAGGCGCAAGCUGCUCAGCAAAAUGCUGGUCCCAAUCUUCAACAAGCCUACGGUGCACAAAUGGCGGCUAUUGCUCAACGCUCAGGAGGUCUCGGGCCGAACAUGAAUCAGAACAUGAUGAAUGGCCAGCAGGCGAUGACUGGUAUGCCCCAGAUGACGAUGCAGCAAAUGCAGCAGAUGCAACAAAUGCGUCAGCAGGCUCAGGUCCAAGCACAGGCCCAGGCUAUGGGUGGUCAGCAAAUGAAUAGUCAGCAAUAUAUGGCGGCUCAAAUGAUGCGGCAACAACAACAGCAGGCGGCUCAGCAGGCAGCUCAACAGCAGCAACAGCCGCUCAAUCCUCAACAGCAGCAACAUCAAGCCGCACAACAGCAGUUAUUCCAGCAGCAAGUGAUGGCCACUGCAAGCGCGAUGUACUCGCAACAAAGACCAAAGGUUGCAGCGCAAUACGCCAAUGGCGCCAUCCCUGAAGAAAUAGAUAGAUCUCUCAGGGCAACAUGUCAGCAAACCGCUACUGCUACUGUCCAGCGUCAAUUUCAGGCUCGACGAGCACAGCAUCAGCAGGCGAUGAUGGCAGCUCAAGGUGGGAUGCAGCAAAACAUGAACGGGAUGCACAACGGGAUGGGUAUGUAA
Molecule: messenger RNA, 2970 nt
Organism: Drepanopeziza brunnea f. sp. 'multigermtubi' MB_m1
Lineage: Eukaryota; Fungi; Ascomycota; Leotiomycetes; Helotiales; Drepanopezizaceae
Source: RefSeq, a predicted model, not a curated record